UAACAAUACGACGCCAGUUUUAUGUACUUUUGUUCAUCCUUAUAUUGUAAUAAUUAAUAAGGUUUCUAGAUAUUGUACUAACAACUAAAUAUUAAUACGUGUUCAUUUAGUGCAUUUAUUAAUGUAAAUGUGAGUUGAUUUAAACGAAGCGGUUUUUGCAAAUACAUACGCGUCCUUUGAUAUCCCUUUCUCAAAUUUGGAUAACAUUUCGGUAGUAGGUAAAAUGGAUCCGAUUGCGCCGAAAAGAUCAUUAUCUGCAUUCUUCUGGUUUUGCAAUGAAGAGCGCAGCAAAGUUAAGGCUGCCAAUCCCGAAUAUGGCUUUGGCGAUAUUGCCAAGGAGCUUGGUCGUAAAUGGUCCAAUGUGGAUCCAGAGGUUAAACAGAGGUACGUGUUAAUGGCCGAGAAGGACAAGGCGCGCUACGACCGUGAAAUGACUGAGUUCAAAACCAGCGGGAAAAUACCCACGAAGUAGAAAAUUUUAUUCUUCAUAUUACUCACUGCCAGUAUAAAACCAAGUGCGACUUUCAUAAAACCAAUAUCACAUGCAACAGAGUAUUUGCCAUGCAGCAAAAUAGAAGCAUAAAAAACUUAUCAGCGAGGUAGAGUUAAUAAUAAAGACAUCUUUGAAUAAUUACAAUGUCAUGUUCAGACAACUCAGAUACAAUUAUUAUUUUUUAUUUAUUUGUUUCGCUAAAUUUUGGAUUACUAUUUUUUUUUGAAAACGUAAUAUUUUACAUAUGCAAUAUAUACAUAUUUAUGUACAUGCAUUUCUGUAUCAAACAACCAAAAUAUUUGAAAAUUUAUUUAUUUUUUUCGUUUAUUUUGAAAGUGUCGACUUAUGGUAGAUAAACGACCAUUAGUCGGUUAUUUAUGGUAUUUUCAAUGUCGUUUUCUCUUUCAAUAAGUACAUGUCUACACUCGUAAUAGGGUCGAUAUUUUAACUUCCAUUCACCAUUAAGAAAAACCUACACGCAAGAAAAAAAAACUCAA
Messenger RNA from Rhagoletis zephyria (snowberry fruit fly), 990 nucleotides. RefSeq names its product high mobility group protein DSP1-like. NCBI's taxonomy places the organism in Eukaryota, Metazoa, Arthropoda, Insecta, Diptera, Tephritidae. The record is from RefSeq and is a predicted model, not a curated record.